GCCCCUGCACCGCCACCAACAAAAGACAAGGCGGGAGCAAGAAGGGGAAAUGGAUGGUGGGGCGACAUCAGCGGCGGCCAUUUUAGAGACAGCAGAGAAAGAGAAGGAAGAAAGAGAAACACAGGGGGCAGAAUUUGUGGGCACAAAUACCAUCCUCCAUCGUUUCUUCUCCCCGCUGGAAAGGUCCAAAGGAAGGAGGAAGAGAAGAGGCCGGCUGGAUUGGAAACUCCGUUUUCCAAUUCCCCAUCCUCCUCUUCCUCCCUCCCUCCCUCCUUUCCUCUCUUUAUUCAAGCCAUCUGGCCACCAUCUAUCUCUCCUUCAACCCUUGUUCAACAACGACAAGCGGAAGAACGAUCUCGCUGGAUUGAGAACCGACGCAGCUAGCAGCGCCAAGGAACAGCAGAUCCGCCGAUGCACGCGUUGUUGCAUAGAUGCCCUGCCGACGCCAUUGAUUGCCUUCUUGCUGUAGAGUGCGCGUUGAGGAAGGAGGUCGAUCGCGCCAGAGGAGGCAGGCGUGAGGGAUUGGGAGCUAAUUAAGCGCCCUCGGUGCUCCCUCUUCUUUCAUGGGAAUCCCAUUUCAGCUCCAAACCCAACAGGGAAUACAGCAAGGGAGAGCCCUACUAUCAGAAAAUAACAUAAUGAUCAAAAAGGAAUCUUCCCCGUCUGAACCUGCUGGGGGGCAACCCGUCAGAAACACAUCCACUUCGUCCAAGCCAACAAUGCCAGCAGCUGCCAAAGUUAACGCAAUGGUUGGAAAUAGAACAUGGUUUGGAGGGCUGUUCAACGGCUCAGGUAAAAGGCGUCAAGUCAAUACCGACAAGACGUUUGAAAUGACCCCUCUUCAGGAACAAAGGAUGCAAAAGUUGAAGGAAAGACUAAACAUACCUUAUGACGAAACUCGGCCGGAUCAUCUGGAAUCCCUUAAGAAGCUUUGGAAAGUUUCCUUUCCUGAUACAGAGCUCACCAGUUUAGUUUCAGAACAGUGGAAAGAUAUGGGGUGGCAGGGCCCAAAUCCUAUGACUGAUUUCAGAGGCUGCGGAUUUGUCUCGCUUGAGAAUCUUUUGUUUUUCGCAAGGAGAUACCCAGCUGCUUUCCAGAGGUUGUUACUGAAAACACAAGGAAUAAGAGCCACAUGGGAAUACCCCUUUGCCGUUGCAGGUGUUAAUGUCUCAUACAUGUUGAUUCAGCUGUUGGAGCUAAAUUCAGCGCGACCCAAAUCUUUGCCGGGGAUUAACUUCGUCAAAAUGUUGUCUGAACACGAAGAGGCGUUCGACAUCCUAUACUGUAUAGCUUUCGAGAUGAUGGAUGCUCAGUGGCUAGCGAUGCGUGCCUCCUAUAUGCAGUUCAACGAUGUGCUGGAAGCAACAAAGGCGCAGCUGGAGAGGGAGCUAUCUUUGGAGGAUCUCCAUCGGAUCCAGGACCUGCCAGCUUACAACCUUUUGUUGAAAUAGGUUGAGAGAAACAAACAAACAAAAAAGACCCAAGCUAACCCUGUAAAACUGUUCGAUUUUCUUUCUCUCCUGUAUAUCGAUGAAACAGGCAGUUUUGCUACAAAAGUCUGCAUGUUUUCACCAUUACAGAUUAUAUCGUUUUUGAUUUGAUGUGCA
Molecule: messenger RNA, 1607 nt
Organism: Brachypodium distachyon (stiff brome)
Lineage: Eukaryota; Viridiplantae; Streptophyta; Magnoliopsida; Poales; Poaceae
Product: ELMO domain-containing protein A
Exons: 11
Coding region: 564-1451 (295 amino acids)
Source: RefSeq, a predicted model, not a curated record